Molecule: messenger RNA, 2356 nt
Organism: Pteronotus mesoamericanus
Lineage: Eukaryota; Metazoa; Chordata; Mammalia; Chiroptera; Mormoopidae
Gene: IRAK2
Product: interleukin 1 receptor associated kinase 2
Exons: 13
Coding region: 36-1898 (620 amino acids)
Biological process (GO): protein phosphorylation; Toll signaling pathway; interleukin-1-mediated signaling pathway
Cellular component (GO): plasma membrane; cytoplasm; nucleus
Molecular function (GO): protein kinase activity; ATP binding; protein binding
Source: RefSeq, a predicted model, not a curated record
CGGCGCGCCUCUCCGCAGGCCCUUGCGGUCCCGCCAUGUCUUGCUACAUCUACCAGCUGCCUUCCAGGGUGCUGGAUGACUUGUGCCGCAACAUGGACACACUCAGCGAUUGGGACUGGAUGCAUUUUGCCUCCUAUGUGAUCACAGACCUGACCCAGCUGCGGAAGAUCAAGUCGAUGGAGCGCGUGGAGGGUGUGAGCAUCACCCGGGAGCUGCUGUGGUGGUGGGGGAUGCGACAGGCCACCGUCCAGCAGCUGCUGGACCUCCUGUACCACUUGGAGCUCUACCGUGCCGCCCAGAUCAUCCUGAACUGGAAGCCGGUUCCUGAAAUCAAGUCUUCUGUCCCAGACUUCCCGGGUGCUGUGAAGCCAGGAGGGCCCUGGGCAGCUUCUGUAAGAAACGCCAAGGAUGAACAGCAAAAGGGGCAGCCUAUCUUUCCAGGCCCAGGCCACUUUCUGACCCACAGUCCCUGCUUUCCAGAUCCUGCUCCAGCCAGAGCCAGCCUCCUGCCUCCUCCUGAAGAUGCCCUUCCUUCCUUAAAAACUGACCUUCCUGCUUCAUCUGACUCAAAGGAUUUCAGCACCUCCAUUCCUAAGCAAGAAACACUUCUGAGCCUGGCUAGAGACAGCCUUCUCUGGAGCGAGGAGGACGUGGUUCAGGCAACCGAUAACUUCAACCAAACCCACAAAAUCAGUGAGGGUACUUUUGCUGACAUUUACAGAGGACAGAGGCAGGGCAUGCCAUUGGUCUGCAAGAAGCUCAGAGAGAUGGCCUGCUCAGGUCCAGGAUCAAUUGAAAAAUUCUUGCAAGCAGAGAAACAAAUUUGUCAUAGAUGCUGUCACCCCAAUAUCUUACCUCUGCUGGGCUUCUUCACCGGAAAUCAGUUUUGCAGCUUGAUCUACCCCUACAUGGCAAAUGGUUCUUUACAGGACAGGCUCCGGUGUCAGGGUGGCUCAGACCCCCUCUCCUGGCCCCAGCGCAUCAGCAUCUUCUCAGGGCUGCUUCGUGCCGUGGAGCACCUUCACAGCUUGGAGAUCAUCCACGGCAACAUCAAGAGCUCCAAUGUUUUGCUAGAUCAAAACUUCGCUCCCAUGCUGGCUCAUCCAGUGGCUCACCUGGGUCCUGUCAACAAAAGGUCAAAAUACACUGUGAUGAAGACCCACCUUUUCCAGGCCUCAGCUGCAUAUCUGCCAGACGAUUUCAUCAAGGUGGGACAGCUGACCAAGCGAGUGGACAUCUUCAGCUGUGGAAUAGUUUUAGCUGAGGUCCUCACUGGCAUCCCUGCGAUGGAUAAUGACCGAAGCCCAAUUUUCCUGAAGGAUUUACUCCUCCAUGAAAUUCCCUGCUCCAGGAAGAUGGGCACAGAGAAAGUGAUGGCCAAGGAGAUUUGCCAGAAAUACCUGGAGAAAACAGCAGGGUGGCUGCCGGAGGACUGUGCCGAGGCUUUGGCCACAGCCGCCUGCCUCUGUCUGCGUAGGCGGAACGUCAAUCUGUCGGAGGUAUGUGACUCUGUGGCUGCUGUGGAAGAGCAGCUCAGAGGUCAGGAGAUGUCGCUCUCUUGGGAUGGGCUUUCCGAGGGCACGGGCUCUUCCUCCAACAUCCCAGAAGAAACAGAUGAUGUAGACAAUUCUAGCCUUGAUGAUUCCUCCUCCACCAGGGCAGCAUCCCAGUCUGGGAUUGCUGCUUCGCCUGACCCCACAGAGGAUGGAGAAGGCAGGAUGCAGGCCAGUGGAGGAAUGCAGGCUGCUUCCUCCUCUGAGGCCUGUGCCAGUCCAGAGCCUCCCCAGGGUGAGACUUCGUGGAAAAUUGAGAUCAACGAGGCCAAACGGAAACUGAUGGAGAAUAUCUUGCUCUACAAAGAAGAGAAACUGGACAGCAUUGAGCUUUUUGGCCCCUGAUGACCAGAACUUAGCUGAGGACCUGAACUUAGCAGAGGACCCUUGUCCUCAAUUGGAAAGAUGACUGUCAAAUCAAGAAAAAAGUUUGGGACAGAAUCCAAGCUUUCUCAGGAAACACAAACCAAAUAUCAACUUCCGGGGGGUGGUGGGGGAGAGGAAUUUCCAAUUUCCAGAGUAAGUGAAGGGAGAAGGGGCCUCAGCUUUUAGAGACAGCAAAAUCUACAAUGUCCUCUUCCUUCCUGGAAUUUGCUCAUCAGAGCUGGGUAUCAGGCUGAAGCAAUCCUGGUACAUGGUCCCAGGAUGUGGGCAAUUUUGUGGUUCUGGGGAGGGUGUGACGUUAACCACCCCAGCAGAUGCCGUUACCUUGUUCUCACCCCUGGACAACUGACAGAGCAUUCUGAACCCUGAUGGCACGUUGCAAAGUUAAGAUCUCUGGGUCACAUUUGCCAACAACUACC